Molecule: messenger RNA, 3312 nt
Organism: Spathaspora passalidarum NRRL Y-27907
Lineage: Eukaryota; Fungi; Ascomycota; Pichiomycetes; Serinales; Debaryomycetaceae
Gene: RPT2
Product: proteasome regulatory particle base subunit
Exons: 1
Coding region: 64-1386 (440 amino acids)
Biological process (GO): proteasome-mediated ubiquitin-dependent protein catabolic process
Cellular component (GO): proteasome regulatory particle, base subcomplex
Molecular function (GO): ATP hydrolysis activity; proteasome-activating activity; ATP binding
Source: RefSeq, a predicted model, not a curated record
AAGUUAGCAAAGGAAUUGAUUUCCAACAAUUACAUUUAUACAACUCAAUACAAAGCUUAAACAAUGGGUCAGGGUCCAUCAGGAAUGCCUGGCGACAACCUCAACAAGAGGAAGGAUGACAAGAAGAAGGAAAAGCCAAAGUACGAACCACCAGUAGAAUCCAAGUUUGGUAAAAAGAGAAGAAAAGGACCAGAUACCGCCGUCAAAUUACCAAGUGUGUACCCAAACACCAGAUGUAAAUUGAAAUUGUUAAAAUUGGAAAGAAUUAAAGAUCACUUGUUAUUAGAGGAAGAAUUUGUCACUAAUCAAGAAGCAUUCCAACCUACAGAAGCCAGACAAGCUGAAGAACGAGAAAAGGUUGAUGAAUUAAGAGGAUACCCUAUGGCUGUGGGUACUUUGGAAGAAAUAAUCGACGAUGAUCAUGCAAUUGUUUCUAGUACUGCCAGCUCUGAGUUUUAUGUAUCAAUCAUGUCCUUUGUUGAUAAGGGUUUAUUAGAGCCAGGGUGUUCAGUAUUGUUGCACCAUAAGACAGUUGCCGUUGUCGGUGUUUUACAAGAUGAUGCCGAUCCAAUGGUUUCUGUCAUGAAGCUUGACAAAUCUCCAACUGAAUCAUAUGCCGACAUUGGUGGUUUAGAAUCACAAAUUCAAGAAAUUAAAGAAUCGGUUGAAUUGCCUUUGACUCAUCCAGAAUUAUACGAAGAAAUGGGUAUAAAACCACCCAAGGGUGUUAUAUUAUAUGGUGCACCAGGUACUGGUAAGACCUUAUUAGCCAAGGCCGUGGCCAACCAAACCAGUGCAACAUUUUUAAGAAUCGUCGGUUCUGAAUUAAUUCAAAAGUAUUUGGGUGAUGGUCCAAGAUUAUGUCGUCAAAUUUUCCAAAUUGCCGCUGAACAUGCCCCUUCAAUUGUUUUCAUUGAUGAAAUUGAUGCCAUUGGUACCAAAAGAUAUGAAUCUACUUCUGGUGGUGAACGAGAAAUCCAAAGAACCAUGUUGGAAUUGUUGAAUCAAUUGGAUGGUUUCGACGAUAGAGGAGAUAUUAAAGUCAUCAUGGCCACCAACAAGAUAGAAUCUCUUGAUCCUGCUUUGAUCAGACCAGGUAGAAUUGAUAGAAAGAUUUUAUUUGAAAACCCGGAUGCAAACACCAAGAGAAAGAUUUUGAAUAUUCACACUUCUAAAAUGAGUUUAGCUGAUGACGUUAAUUUAGAUGAAUUGGUAUCUGCCAAAGAUGAAUUAUCUGGUGCCGAUAUUAAAGCAAUUUGUACCGAAGCAGGUUUAUUAGCAUUAAGAGAAAGACGUAUGCAAGUUAAAGCUGAUGAUUUUAGACAAGCAAAGGAAAGAGUUCUUAAGAAUAAGGUUGAAGAAAAUCUCGAAGGUUUAUACUUGUAGAAUUAUUUAGAAUAAACAUCUAAUUUUCAAGUAAUCUAUUCGUUAACAGUAGCAUUUGUUUGCCAUAAAGUACCCCUCCAAAAAAAAAUGAAGGGUGGCUCUUCACAGGGCGUCCUUUCUAUACCUUUGUGGUAUCAUUCUAAACAUAGAAUGUGUAAGCUAAAACUAAUCGCUUGGUUUGCAAGCACAAUGGAUGUGCAGCAUUGUUAGACGGUGUUCUUUUCUACUUGUAGUUGUCAACAGGAAAUGCCCAGAUCGCCUGUUCUUCAUUACUCUUUCUUUCUCUUCUUAGGGCUUGGUUCAUCCAAUUUAAUAUCAGUGACUUUAAUCUCAUCCUUUUUUGGUUCCUUAGGUGGUAACUCAGGCUUACCAAUUCUUUCGCCAACUUUCAAUCUUAUUAAAAUUGUAUCCUUGAAAGAAACUUGCUUCCUGCACAACGGACAAAGUCCCUUGCCUCGUCCAUUACCACUAACUUGUCCUCGGGCAUGAGAACUGGAUAUACUCUGCUCGAUACAUUCCAAACAGAAGAUAUGACCACAUGAAGUAGUAGUUGCAUUUGUAACAUCAUCAAAGCAGAUCGGGCAUUGAACAUCAGAUAAUUUUUUAGUUGUAUGGUUUGGUUUCUGACUGGGAUGAUCGAUCAAAUCAUUUGUGACUUUACGAAAUUCGACUAUCUCCACGUCUUCUUCGCCUAUAUCAUCUUCUUCAUCUGAUGAUAUGUUGAUUAUGUAGUCUAAUGGUGGCAUGAACGACAAAACAGCAGUGAAACAAAUCGUUAUUUUUUUUUUUUGCCUGCGUAGAUUUUUAUAGUGCGGAUUGAGAUUUAGAGGGCAAUUGCCCCAAAUACUAGCAGAAUGAUUGAAAAGAGCGUUUGCGGAUGUCUUUGUUGUUUCGAUUGAACUCUAAUUAGAGUAUUAUAGUAAAAAUGGAUUUAGUAAAAGUCUCAAAGAUAGUCACAUGCAUACUCCGACGCUAUAUCUGCUCCUUUUCCCCUGCAAGUCAAAAGCCACCAUGUAUAGUUGCGGCAAGGAGAAUAGACAAAGAGUACAUCCUAUCUUGGGUGGUAUUUCCAGCAAACUCUAGAAGUAAACUUGCCCCCUCUUCGUUCCAGAAAAAAAAACAACAAGCUUUAUCCCCUUACAAGUACUUGAUACCUUGUUGAAAACAUGUCUAUUCCAAUCCCAGAACAAGGCGAACGCGGCGGCAAAGAAAGAAUUGCUAGUGAUCAGGAGCACGAUAUCGAAGAUAAGCUUGACAAAUUAAAUGAACUGGUGAAAUCUUUAGAAUCGAAAGUUGAUUGCCAAGGAAAGAAAUUAAACAAAUUGAUUUCUAAAGUUGAAGAUUUGGGUGAGGAGAAAGUAAUGAAAUUCCAUGUGCUUGGACUGGGAAAUACCAGUCAUAACUCCCAUAUUAGGUGAAUGUGAUCCAGAAUUGUAAAGCAUUAAAUUACAAUUGAAUAGCUUUUAUUGAAAAUAUUGGUAUUAAUUAUGAAUAAAUUUGUACAAAUUUUGAUAAAAUAAAGUAGAUUCGUACCCUUAUACCUCUUUAACCGAGGUACAUAUUACAAAAUUAUCUCCUUUGCCUGAAUUACACAUAAUCGGCACCCUGACUUAAACUUUCAAAGUAUUAUUCGAACCUAGAGCUGAAAUGAUCCCGUUUAAUAAGCUUUCAGUAAUAGAUAAAUACCAGGAGUGCAUAGAACAAAGCAUUGAAACUGCAUAUAAUGUUAACAGAAUUGACCGUUGUAUCACAAAGCUCUAUUACAUCAUAGAUAUUGUCUUUUCUUAGCUAUUAUGAAAGUUUGUACAAUGGUCGCCAUUAGUGGUCAAUUCUGGACUUGAUAAUGACGUAACUACUUUGGGUCGAGAACUACACGUACAAUGUUACUAACCUCCUGCCCGUUGAGCAGUAUUUGGAAUAUCGUAU